UGUCCGUCAGGCGGCGGCGGCGGAGUGGCGAUGGCGGCUUAUCAGAGUUUGCUGCAGGAAUACCGGAGGAUGCCAACCGUCACCCGGGCCUACACCACUGCCUGUGUGCUCACCACGGCGGCCGUGCAACUAGAGUUCAUCACCCCAUUCCAGCUUUAUUUCAAUCCUGACCUGAUAGUCAAGAAGUAUCAGGUGUGGAGACUACUAACCAACUUUCUUUUCUUUGGACCGUUGGGAUUUAGUUUUUUGUUCAAUAUGAUCUUUUUAUACAGAUAUUGUCGAAUGUUGGAAGAAGGAUCAUUCAGGGGAAGAACGGCUGACUUUCUGCUGAUGUUUAUUUUUGGUGGGUUUUUAAUGACACUGUUUGGAAUCUUUGCAAGCUUGUUCUUCCUGGGCCAGGCCUUCACUAUCAUGCUGGUGUACAUCUGGAGCAGGAGGAACCCAUUUGUACGAAUGAAUUUCUUUGGGCUGCUAAACUUCCAGGCUCCAUUCUUACCAUGGGUGCUAAUGGGAUUCUCACUGCUUCUGGGCAACUCUGUCAUCGUUGACUUGUUGGGGAUUGCAGUUGGCCAUAUAUAUUACUUCCUGGAAGAUGUCUUCCCAAAUCAGCCGGGAGGAGUGAAGUUACUGGUAACCCCGGGGUUUCUGAAGGCAAUAUUUGACGUCGCAGACGAAGAUCCCAAUUACAACAUGCUGCCUGAAGAUCAGCCUGGGGGGUUGAACUGGGGCCAGGGGCAAAGACUCAGGGGGCAGAACGAACAGGACCCUAACGCACUGCAGUGAUACUCCAUAUUCUUUCAAGAGACUGGUCAUUACUGAACUGAAGAAAGUUGAUUUUUUUAAUUUUCAUUUUAUGUAGAGAUUGUGGUCCAUUCACGGUCUUUGAUUUCCGACUAUGGCAAUUAAAAUGCUACCUAAUCACGAUUGUCGCAUCAGAAUCAUGGACAAAUUCCA
This is a messenger RNA of Carcharodon carcharias (great white shark), 954 nucleotides long. RefSeq names its product derlin-2-like. NCBI's taxonomy places the organism in Eukaryota, Metazoa, Chordata, Chondrichthyes, Lamniformes, Lamnidae. Gene Ontology annotation, molecular function: ubiquitin-specific protease binding; misfolded protein binding. Gene Ontology annotation, biological process: endoplasmic reticulum unfolded protein response. The transcript has 7 exons. Gene Ontology annotation, cellular component: endoplasmic reticulum membrane; Hrd1p ubiquitin ligase ERAD-L complex. The record is from RefSeq and is a predicted model, not a curated record. The coding region runs from base 31 to 783 and encodes 250 amino acids.